Messenger RNA from Vanderwaltozyma polyspora DSM 70294, 1233 nucleotides. RefSeq lists its product as uncharacterized. The record is from RefSeq and is a predicted model, not a curated record. The transcript has a single exon. The coding region runs from base 1 to 1233 and encodes 410 amino acids. NCBI's taxonomy places the organism in Eukaryota, Fungi, Ascomycota, Saccharomycetes, Saccharomycetales, Saccharomycetaceae.
AUGGAAGAUGGAGUCGUACCUACAUAUCUUCUCCCACAGAUGAAAUCGAUCUGGUUAGAUGAAGAUGAAGAGGCUGAAAAAUUAUAUGGUUUACAGGCUCAACAAUUCAUGGCUGGCGAUGAUGAUGAUGAAAAAUUAGGUGUCAAGAUGAUUAAUAGUAACAAACCAUUAUUGAAAAAUAUGGAACUAAUUAAACCAUUAAACAAUAGCAAUAAUUUUAAUUCAAAUGAUGAUGAAGAUUAUUAUUAUCUGAAAAAUAAUAAAAGAUUAUCAAAGAAGAAGCAAUUAAUAAAUUUCUUCAAAAAUAAAGAAUUCAAUGGUCAAAAGCUUCUUGGCAAGAAAAUUUCAUCACCAUUUGGUUUCCAACACAUUUCGCAUGCUGCAGAUUCUUCAGAAGAUGAACUUACAACUGAAGCAACUACAAAUGAAGAAUCCAAGCAAGAGGUCUUACUCCCCAGCAUUGAUGAUAACGAACAUGGCGGUAAUGACUCUUCGCAUCCUAAUGUUCCAACACAUACAAGGUCAUUGAGUAAAGCAUUUGUAACAGAAACAAUCCCAGAAAGUUAUAACAAUUCAACAUUACAAAGUAGAAAUUUAUUAAGAACUUAUAGAACAUCAAUGGGUCGUUCUGUAUCUACUAGCUCAUCCCAAUACUCGAAGCAAAGCACUAUUGAUACAAUUAGAACUUCAAGAAUCACAUCAACGGUGACAAUGGCUACAUCCAUUGCAGAUUCGCCAGUUAAAAGACAAUUAAGAACAAGCGAUUCUGAAAAGAAACACAUCGAUAGUGGAUAUGCUCGUGAUUCAAAUUCGAGCAAUAUAUCACUAGAAUAUUUAAAAAGUUAUACAUUCCCAACAGUCCUUCAAGAUAAAGAUAUAUUUGAUCUUGAAAAUAUCGAAUUAUUAAAUACAGCAACAAGUAUGAGUACUAGUGAUGAUAAUGAUAAUGAUAAUGAAACUGAGCAUGCAGGGGAGGAAACACUUCUGGAAAGUGAUUUUCAACCUUCAUUAAGAGAUGCAACAAAGUCUGAUCCAAAUUUACUAGCCAGUUCACGGCUAGAAAAUGGUUGGUUCAAAAAGACAGGUACAGGGUCUCUAUCUAGAAAGUCAUUGGAUGAUGAUAUUCUUACUUACUAUUUGGAACCUAGAGGUCUCGAUUCUCCUGAACGUCCUUCAUCAUUUCGUUAUUCAUCAUAUGGUAAAAUCAUCACUCAAACACCACCUCAAUCAUAA